Nematostella vectensis (starlet sea anemone) is the source of this 2898-nucleotide messenger RNA. RefSeq lists its product as uncharacterized. The coding region runs from base 1 to 2898 and encodes 965 amino acids. The transcript has a single exon. NCBI's taxonomy places the organism in Eukaryota, Metazoa, Cnidaria, Anthozoa, Actiniaria, Edwardsiidae. The record is from RefSeq and is a predicted model, not a curated record.
AUGGCUACCAAAUGCAAAGCGGGAAACUGUGCAAAGUGCAAUUCAAGGCAUCACACCUCUAUCUGCGACAGAGUACAAAGCAGCCUCCCACUCUCAACCCCAGCCAACCCGGGUAAUUCUAGAGAUAGAUUCUAUGGGGCAGUGGACCAGGUACAUACUACUUUACACGCUACGGCCAUAGCGAAUGUCAAUGGCAUCCCAGCGCGCAUCAUGCUGGAUAGUGGAGCUGGGAGCUCAUACAUCAGCUCCAACCUACUAACAAAAUUAAACCUUAAACCAAGCAGGGUCGAAAGGAGGGUCAUUGAGCAGAUGUACGGGACGGUAGAUAAGCAGGUAGAGCUCUACAAAAUACAGCUGGGCUCAACUGUCCUUGACAGCUUUAGAAUGGAGCUCCACUGCAUUAAUGCAGAGAAACCUAUCAUCACUCACCUUCCCAACCCGAGGAUCCCAGAGCUAAAAAAGAAAUACAACAAACUCAGAAGACUGACCUUCAGUGAUGAAACCUCGACAGAAGACAAGCUACCAGUACAUGUCAUACUUGGCGCAGCUGACCUCCAGCGCAUCAAGUCCACUGAGCCAGCGGUGCUUGGCAGCGACCCAGACAAAGACCCCGGAGCUGAGUUCACCAUGCUUGGAUGGGUGAUUGGAGGCAAAGCAGCGAUUUCCGCCACAGACACAGAAAAGGGUUUCUUCCUCAGCAACUCACAGGAAGAAUUCAACCAGAUGUGCUCCCAGGAAGUACUUGGACUGAAGGACAGUGAUGAAGAGGGAGGAGAAUUCCACAAUAAUUUCCAGGAAGGGUUGCAAAGAUUGGACGAUGGAACCUACUCCACCCGGUUACCAUGGAAACCAGAUCACACAUCCCUACCGUCUAACAAAAGACUAGCCCUAGCACGUUUGGCGAGCACUACCCGUAGACUGGAGAAGACUGGGAGGAUAGAGGAGUACCAUGACAUUAUGAUGGAGCAACUGAAGGAAGGGAUCUUAGAGCCAGCUCCAGAUACUCCAACAGGGGAGAACGUACACUAUAUCGCACAUACCAUGGUGACGAGGGACGAUGCUCAGACCAGCAAGCUUCGCAUCGUUUAUGACUGUUCAGCAAGAGAGGAUGACAACACCCCAUCUCUAAACGACUGCUUAGAAGUAGGCCCUCCAUUACAACCUAUGCUAUUUGACAUAUUAUUGCGCAACCGCAUGAAUCGUCUCUGUCUCACGGGAGACAUUCAAAAAGCAUUUCUGCAGAUUAAAGUUGACACCAAGGAUAGAGACUGCAUGAGACUGUUUUGGUACGACAACCUUAAAGACCGAAACAUUGUAGAGUAUAGGUUCGCAAGGGUAAUCUUUGGCUCGGGCCCAAGCCCCUAUAUUCUGGGCGCUACUCUGCAGAAACAUGUGGCUAGUUACAGUAACAAGUACCCAGAGACUGUGUACCAGUUACUAACUAACACAUAUGUAGAUGAUGUACAGACAGGUGGAGACGACCCUGAACAGCUGCUUCGAUUUAAGCAGGAAGCAAGCGAGAUCAUGGAGAGUGGAGGAUUCCAGCUUCACAAAUGGCACAGCAAUGUCCUUGAGGCGGAGGAGAGUACCUCAGCAGAGAGAGCAGACCGGGCCGUGGACAGGCCACCGGUAAAGAUCCUAGGAAUACCUUGGGACAAGAACAAGGACGAGCUUACGAUCGCAUUCAGCGAUUCCACCGAAGAAGAGGUGAGUGGUGCACUCACAAAGAGGAAGAUGCUAGCAGUGAUCAAUCGCAUCUACGAUCUGCUAGGACUCGCUUCGCCAGUCACUGUGACUGGCAAAGUACUGUAUAGCAAGGUGUGUCUUAGUGAGAAGAGGUGGGACGAGGCGAUUACAGACGUAGAGAUUGUUAGAGAGUGGAACAAGUGGCUUAAGAGCAUGAAGGCAUGUCCAUCAGUUAGUAUUCCGCGCAGUGUAGUGGAUCAGCACGUGACAAGGAUAGAGCUACAUGGGUUCUCAGAUGCGAGCAAGACAGCCGUAUCGGCUGCGAUUUAUGUAGUAGCCCAUCACGCAGACAGUUCUGUUAGGCAGACAUUGCUUGUCGCGAAGUCAAGAGUAGCCCCUAAAAAUCAGAGCAUUCCUCGUUUGGAAUUAGUUGGCGCACACAAACUCACAAAACUAAUGACUCAUGUUAAUGAAGUUUUGCAGGGUCAACCUAUCCAGAUCUACCAGUGUUGGGUCGACAGCACCACCAUCCUCUACUGGAUCAAGGGCAAAGGUACCUGGUCACAGUUCGUGCGCAACCGGACAAAGGUCAUCCAAGAGAGGGACUACCUCAAGUGGAAUUACGUCCCAACGGGUGAGAACCCAGCAGACAUAGGAAGCAGAGGAGCGGGACCGGGGGAGCUAAGCGACAUGUGGCUGCAUGGGCCUAACUGGCUGUCAGACAAGGCGAAAUGGCCUUUACAACCAGAGGUAACAGACAACGAUGAGGUAGCGAGUGAGACGGUGAAGAGCCGCAAGGAGAAAUUACUGGUGGCGACAGAAGAACCAGAGGAAAAGGGACAGGUAGACGCUUUGCUCGAGCAGUGUUCGUCCUACUGGAAGCUUAGGAGAGUCGUUGAUUACAUACAACGGUUUGGUCAUAACUGCAGAUCCAAGAGCAAGCGCACAGGACCGCUAACCACAGAGGAGAUCAACAAAGCCGAGUCCACACUGAUUCGCCGUGCGCAAGUGGCAAAGAGGGAGAAAGUGGAGGCUUCCAUGGAGGUGCAGAUAGGCGAGGAUGGGAUAGCUAGAUGUGUCGGACGCAUCGCCGGAUACCAACCCAUCAUCCUACCCAGAGACCACAAGCUGACGACUUUGAUCAUCAAACAAGUCCACGAGAAAGCCAUACACGGGGGAGUGUCAAUGACUAUGAGUCUAGUCCGGGAGUAG